AGGCAACGUGCAUUACGGAGAUGUCAGUAAUGAUGGCUUGCUGGAAACAGAAUGAUUUCAACGAUGUGGCUUGUGCUGAGGAGAUCCGGAUAUUCUACGACUGCGUGGCAAAGGCAGAAAAGGAGCGCAAGGAUCGAAAUGAGGACAUCCUGUCACCCAGGGGAAACUUAACUUCAAGCAAAGUGAACAAGCUCCUGAGGAGGUUUCCUCAGGUCACACGUUAUGUAUGA
Apaloderma vittatum (bar-tailed trogon) is the source of this 230-nucleotide messenger RNA. RefSeq names its product coiled-coil-helix-coiled-coil-helix domain containing 1 (gene CHCHD1). The record is from RefSeq and is a predicted model, not a curated record. NCBI's taxonomy places the organism in Eukaryota, Metazoa, Chordata, Aves, Trogoniformes, Trogonidae. Gene Ontology annotation, biological process: mitochondrial translation. The annotation marks the transcript as partial. Gene Ontology annotation, cellular component: mitochondrial ribosome; mitochondrion; nucleoplasm. Gene Ontology annotation, molecular function: RNA binding. The transcript is spliced from 2 exons.